Adineta ricciae is the source of this 966-nucleotide messenger RNA. NCBI's taxonomy places the organism in Eukaryota, Metazoa, Rotifera, Eurotatoria, Adinetida, Adinetidae. The record is from the annotation of a GenBank genome assembly.
AUGAAAACACGACGAAAAUGUACAGAUUGCCGCUUAGCUAAAUGUUUGCUAGUCGGAAUGAGUUCAGAUUUGAUCCGCAAACAGGAACAACAACGAACAAAACAUUCACCAUUAUUUGAUUUGAAUUCAAAAAAUUCUGUAUUAAUUAAACAAGAAACGUUUGCGCCUCAACAGUGGAAGUUGGACUUUUCACGCGAGUCUCGACACGAACUUCUUCACUCCGAACAGAAAUUGCUUUCAAACAUUGCUCACGCAUUCAACACAUACAACGCACUGCCGCAAAUUCGUCGUGUUAUCCAUAGCUUAUCCACAUCCUGUCUUAGUGCACAUUACAAUACAAGGAAUCUCCUCAAAAUUGUCGUUCUUAGUUCAUUGUCAACAAGAUCGAUUCUCAAUUCUACGCCUGAUUUUCGAAUAUUAACUGUAAAUGAACAAUGUUCACUUAUCGAACGUAACUUCAAUGGUAUUACACCUUUGUAUACAAUUGCAGUUCUGCGUGAUUUAGACACCAUUCACAAUUAUCUUUGCAUGAAAAACUUAAUCUCGAUGUAUGGUCUAAGUGUUAUACAACAAGCUGUUCGUUUUUAUCAGCAACUGGAUAACGAUCCAAACAUUGUAAAAGUCAUGCUGAUUAUUCUAGCAUUUUCAUCGAAUUGCUCAAUCAUCGAUAGUAAGAACGGAAAAUAUAAUGAUAGUCUGCUGUGUGGUACACAUCGACUCUUAGGAAGCCAAAAUAGUUAUACGGAGCUUUUAUGGAAAUAUAUGGUUUAUAACUACGGUUAUUAUGUUUCAGCAGUUCGUUUUACUCGUCUAAUGGCAGUGUGUCUUAAUUUAAUCGAGACUUCAGCGAACAUCUACAUGGCAAAUAGGGCUUAUCAAGCCCUAGUCAACGGUAUUAUUGAAAAUACAAAGAAAUUACUGAUUAGCAAUCAAAAUGAACCGAUUUCAUUAUGGGGAAAAGAUUAG